Quercus robur (English oak) is the source of this 1221-nucleotide messenger RNA. RefSeq lists its product as uncharacterized. Gene Ontology annotation, molecular function: nucleic acid binding; RNA-DNA hybrid ribonuclease activity. The transcript has 3 exons. NCBI's taxonomy places the organism in Eukaryota, Viridiplantae, Streptophyta, Magnoliopsida, Fagales, Fagaceae. Bases 1 to 1221 code for a protein of 406 amino acids. The record is from RefSeq and is a predicted model, not a curated record.
AUGGAUGAUAGUAAGAAAGGUUGUUGUCUCAAAAGCUGGAAUUCAAUAUGUUCUCCUAAAAAUGUUGGAGGACUUGGCAUUAAAAAAACAGCAGAUAUGAAUAAAGCUUUGGUGGCUAAAAUGACUUGGGAUGUGGUCAAUAACAGUGAUAAAAGGUGGGUGGUGGUCUUCAAGAAGAAAUAUGUUCGGAACAGAAAUUUCAUGAAAAUGCCUAAUCCAAAGAGUGCUUCUUGGGCUGCUCAAAGUAUCUUUGAGUGCAGGAAGGUUAUUAGUAAGGGCUUGUGCCAUAGAAUUGGUGAUGGCCUUAACACUUGGAUCUUUGAAGAUCCUUGGGUCCCUAAUGAGCCAGGGUUCAUCCCCCAAAUAAGAAGUGGUGUAUCUACUGCUGUUCACUUGGUAGCAGAUUUGAUUAAUCAGGAUACCAGACAAUGGGAUAGAGGUGAGUUUUCAGUGAAAUUCGCUUAUAAUGCGAUAAGAGGGCUGAAUCAUCAAAACCACCCCCAUAUGCUUAGUAAAGAUUGGAAGGACUUAUGGAAGCUGAAAGUAAAUGCUAGGUUGAAAAACCUUUUGUGGAAAAUAAAUAAAGCUAGAGUGGAAGGUUCCAAAAGUAAUCCAGCUGAUCUUUCCAGGCAGAUUUUUAAAGUCUUCAUGGAGCAUAAGGAUGCUUGGAAAGAGCAAAAUGAGAGACCAUCCAAAGAUGUGGUCUGGUCUCCCCCUCCAAAGAGUUGGAUCAAGAUAAAUUUUGAUGUGGCAAUCCGUGAAGAGAAAACCACAGUUGCAGUUGUGGGAAGAGAUGAUAAUGGCAACCUUUUGUUGACAUGGGCAGAGCACUUUGAGAGUGGAAAUUCCCUACUAGGAGAAGCGAGAGCAGCUUGGUUUGCCAUGAAGUGUGCUAUGAAUGAAGGAUUUCAGAAUAUAAUCUUGGAGGGUGAUGCUUGGAAUGUCAUUGAGCCACUGAAAAAAUCUGAUAUAACCCCGCAUUGGAGUAUCAAGUCUAUCCUAGAAGAUAUUGUGUUCUUUGUUAAUAGUUUUUCCAAUGUUGAAUUUUCUUUUGUACAUAGAAAAGGUAAUGUAUCUGCUCAUUUGCUUGCUCAAUGGGCAGCUCUUGUAAACUGGUCUGGGCCGGUUCCCAUCUCCUUUCUGCCUUCUCAUGUAUCUCAGGCUGUUGUUAGAGAUGGGUCCAGGCCCGAUCUUUUUUGUUUCUCCCCGGUUUCGGGUUGA